Messenger RNA from Micropterus dolomieu (smallmouth bass), 1440 nucleotides. RefSeq names its product POU class 3 homeobox 2a (gene pou3f2a). Gene Ontology annotation, molecular function: DNA-binding transcription factor activity, RNA polymerase II-specific; RNA polymerase II cis-regulatory region sequence-specific DNA binding. The coding region runs from base 1 to 1380 and encodes 459 amino acids. NCBI's taxonomy places the organism in Eukaryota, Metazoa, Chordata, Actinopteri, Centrarchiformes, Centrarchidae. Gene Ontology annotation, biological process: regulation of transcription by RNA polymerase II; brain development. The record is from RefSeq and is a predicted model, not a curated record. Gene Ontology annotation, cellular component: nucleus. The transcript has a single exon.
AUGAGCGGGGUGCUGUCAGGGGUAACCACAUCUGUCAACCGUUCUUGGCCAAUAAAGAGCGGAGCGAGGCGGACCACAGGUGCGCGCCUCUGCGUCCCCUUGGCACAGCGCCCGGGAGAUGCUGGAGAGAGACGCCUAGCUGCCCCGUGGCGCAAAAGAGUUACUGUCAAAGGCUGCCUCCUUUUAACUCCAGCUAUCACUCUGGCUCCGAUAGUUAUGGCGACCGCAACGUCCAACCACUACAGCGUCCUCACCACCCCCAGCAGCGCGCCACCGCCGCACUCGGAGUCCGGGAGCAUGCAGCAGGCGGCAGCGUACAGGGACGCGCACACCCUGCUCCAGAACGAUUAUAGCACGUUACCGGGCGGUGGACAUCCGCUCAGCCACGCGCACCAGUGGAUAACGGCGCUGUCUCACGGUGACGGCGGGACGCCCUGGCCACCGAGUCCCCUCGGAGAACAGGACGUGAAGCCCGUGCUGCACGACAGUGACCGAGAGGAGCUGCAGAACUCCAGCAGUCUGCAGCAACAGCAGCAACAGCGACACCCUCACCUCGCACACCAGCAGGUGCAUCACGACGCCAGAGCAUGGCGAACCAGCACAGCCACCACGCACAUCCCCGGUAUGGCGACAUCUGAGGGCCAGAGCCUAGUGUAUUCCCAGUCCGGCUUCGGUCUGAUGCCGGGGGGAGAGCAAGGGGGGAUGCACCACCACCCCCUGCGGGAUGAGGACCACCACAGCCACAGCCCGCAUCUCAGUGAUCACGGAGGCGGCCCUGGGGCCCACCAGCAGUCUCUGUCACACCAUCACCAGCACGGGGGCCAUCAGGACCAGUCAGACGAGGACACACCGACCUCCGACGAGUUGGAGCAGUUUGCCAAGCAGUUCAAACAGCGACGUAUCAAGCUGGGCUUCACCCAGGCGGAUGUGGGACUGGCUCUUGGGACGCUGUAUGGAAACGUCUUUUCUCAGACCACCAUUUGCAGGUUCGAGGCGCUCCAACUCAGCUUCAAAAACAUGUGUAAACUCAAGCCCUUGUUGAACAAGUGGCUGGAGGAGGCGGACUCCACCUCGGGGAGUCCCACUAGCCUGGAUAAAAUCGCGGCACAGGGACGGAAAAGGAAAAAGAGGACCUCCAUCGAGGUGGGCGUCAAAGGGGCUCUGGAGAGCCAUUUUCUCAAAUGUCCAAAACCAGGAGCAGCGGAGAUCAACUCCCUAGCGGACAGCCUGCAGCUGGAGAAGGAGGUGGUGAGGGUUUGGUUUUGUAACAGGCGGCAGAAGGAGAAGAGGAUGACACCCGUUGGGGGACAGAUACCUGGAGGUGAGGACAUGUACGGGGACACCCCUCCUCAUCACGGAGGACAGACUCCUGUGCAGUGACCCCAGUCAGUUAUUCUGAGCAAAACACGGACCCCUUCAGGAGAUGUAAUACCUCCUUAU